Lachancea mirantina is the source of this 2061-nucleotide messenger RNA. The record is from the annotation of a GenBank genome assembly. Lineage: Eukaryota; Fungi; Ascomycota; Saccharomycetes; Saccharomycetales; Saccharomycetaceae.
AUGGAAGAUCCCAAAAACCGGCACUUGAAUGGUCAGGAAAAUUCUGUACAUAAGAACCUAAAUGGUGGGCGGUUUUCGUCCCAGAUUCCGACUGCUAUGGGCGGUAGAAGACGUAACAGCACAGAAUCAGCCAUCGGUGGGGCAGGGCUUACCGAUAUGAUACACAGAAGCAUGGCCCGAGGCAAACCUGAGUUAAACCGAAGAGCACACACAGAGACGCGUAAAAGUCUUUUGAGUGAGAGGAAAAGCCUACGAACGUCGCAGAGAACAUUACUUUUGGGUUCACAGAACCAAACUGGUAACGCUGUGGGUUCAGGUACGCCUACAAGCGGAACGAACAAUCGGGAUCCACGACCGCUUCGAGACAAAACGUUCCAGUUGGCGUUACAACAAGAGAUUUACGAUUAUUUGAGCUAUUGCAAAUUCGACAUUGAGACCAAUCACGCGAUAUCGCUGAAAUCCUUGCGGCAACCGACCCAGAAAGAUUUCAUUAUUAUGUUCAAAUGGCUAUAUCUGCGAAUGGAUCCCGGAUUUAGGUUUACCAAAUCGAUCGAGAAUGAAGUGUACACAAUUUUAAGACUCGUGCAAUAUCCAUACCUAGAGACGAUCAACAAGUCCCAAAUUUCUGCUGUUGGCGGAACAAGCUGGCCCAAAUUUCUAGGGAUGUUGCAUUGGCUCGUUGUAACCAAUAAACGACUCGAUUCUUGUCUUCAAAAGCUAGACUUAUCCAUAACCAGUCAAAACACCCAGGAACUGACAGUCCUGAAACAACCAAUGACAACCCUCGAUGAUCAGGAUGAUAAGCUUGAGAAAUAUGAACUAAUGGUUGAACGGCUCUUUAUUGACUAUAUUCUUCAAUCCUACAAAAGCUUCCUGCGCUUGGAAGACGAUUUCGGGCCCUACAUGCAAGAGUUAGAAGCAGGCUUCACUAAAUUCUCACACAUUAUCCGAACCGAUAUGAGUCAUAUCGAAGCCACGAACAAAGAGUUGUCACUGCGAUAUCAGAAGUUAAUGGAAAAGGGACACGACCUUAAAAUAGCCAGAGACAAAUCUGAUGCUUUGAAAAGCGAUCUCACUAAGUUCCAAAACUAUAUUAAUGCCAUGCAACAUAAAAGCUCCGAAUGGCCAAGGAAGCUAGAGAAGAUGAAAGCAGAGAAGCAGAAGAAAGAAAUAUCUAUAAAAGAAACCGAGGUUGAAAUAGGACGACUUCGGUCUGCAUUGAAAGAAAUGCAUGUGAGCGUCUCUGAGAUUGAUCAUAAAAACCAAGAAAGAGAUCAAAUCACAAAGGACCUCGACGAAGUGUCCUCAAAGCUUGAUCAGACUGUAAGUGCUCUCAAAAGCAGCCGCGUGGAAACGGAAUCGGCUUACAAAGCGCUUCUUAGCACUCUUGAGCAGUAUAAUGGAGCUGUUGACAGCCUCUGCACGGCGAGAAAUAAGUUCAAUCAUAUGCUAGACGGUAGCAAAUUUGAGCUCUCCAUCCCAGAAGAUUUGAUGCGGGAGGAGAAAAUCGGCUCCGAUCCAGAUGAUCUGCUUUCACCAGAACGAAAUGUAAGUUCGAUAAAAUCUCUUCUUUUGACAGUUAACACAGAAAUUCAAGAGCGUAUUCAUAAAGUCCAACGGGAGAUUAUAAGCCAAGAAUCCGAGUUGGAAAACAUUAAAGAGGAGAUUAGUGGGAAAAAUCAUGCUUUGGAGCUGCUUGAAAACGAGCUUUCUAUUGUCAGGACAGAAUUGGAGGAGUAUAACCAAGAGAGUCAAAGUCUGCUACUUUCUCAGAAAAUCGAGAUGGAGAAACUUGAAAGAAGAAACCAAAAUGGGCGUUUAACAUCUCAACGGAAAUUAUCGCUGGCCGAUGAAAAAGUACAGGAAACUCAAUUACGUUAUGAGGAGUUGAAAAUGAAUAUUAAUAGGGAAAAGGGGAUAUUAUGCUCCAAAAUCAUCCAUCUCAUAGAGUUUGUGAGUAACUUUAAAAUAAGCGCUCAAGGUGCUAUUGAGCGGGUAGAAAGCUUGGCGUUGCAGGAAUUAAAACAACUACAAAGCUCUCAGGCAAACAAGGAGGCCUAA